GACAGUGGUGAUGGAGCAACAAACGCCACCACUGCUAUUCAUACUUCUUCUAUGUACCUUCUCUGCCAACUCAUCAUUCCAGCCUGCCCUGGUGUUGGAAAUGGCCAAGAUUCUGCUGGAAAACUACUGCUUCCCUGAGAACCUGGUUGGGAUGCAGGAGGCCAUCCAACAAGCAAUCACCAGUGGAGAAAUACUGCAGAUUUCAGAUAGGAAGACCCUGGCAAGUGUGCUCACAGUCGGAGUACAAGGGGCACUGAACGAUCCACGGUUGACUGUCUCAUACGAGCCCAAUUUUGUCCCAGUGACGCCACCAAUGCUGCCAUCUCUCCCCAUAGAACAACUGAUCCGGCUGGUGAGGAACUCUGUGAAGCUGGAAAUACUGGAAAACAACGUUGGCUAUUUGCGAAUAGAUCGGAUCAUCGGGGAAGAGACAGCAGCAAAGCUUGGCUCCCUGCUGAGGGACAACAUCUGGGACAAAGUUGCUCUCACUUCCUCACUGAUUUUGGACCUGAGGUACAGCACAACUGGACAACUGUCCGGCGUUCCCUUUAUAAUCUCCUAUUUCUCAGACCCCGAGCCCCUCAUUCAUAUCGACACAGUGUAUGACAGGCCCUCGAAUACAACCAUGGAGCUGUGGACCAUGCCAUCAGUGAAGGGAGAAAGGUAUGGAAAGAAGAAAGAUGUGAUUAUUUUGACAAGUAAGCGUACUGUGGGGGCUGCUGAGGCAGUAGCAUAUACACUAAAAAACCUAAAGAGGGCCAUCAUAGUUGGAGAAAGGUCAGCUGGUGGGUCAGUAAAAGUCAAAAAGAUUAGAAUUGGAGGAUCAGAGUUCUACAUAACAGUUCCCGUGGCAAGAUCUGUCAGUCCAAUCACAGGUCAGAGCUGGGAAGUAAGUGGCGUUUCCCCAACAGUCAACAUCAUCGCAAAGGAAGCUGUGGCAAAAGCCAAGUCCCUUCUGGCUAUAAGGAGUGCCAUUCCAAACAUUGUGAAGAGUAUCUCUGACAUCAUUGGGAGGUUGUAUGCUUUCACUGAUAGAGUUCCAGCUCUUCAACAACAACUCCAAUCUACAGACUUAUUCUCAGUCACAUCUGAGGAGGAUCUGGCAGUCAGACUCAACCAGGACCUCCAAACUGUUUCCGAAGAUCCAAGACUGAUCAUCAAAUACAUGCAAGAUAAUGGUGCCAUUGUAGAGGAGGACCCUGAGCUUUACAAAGUUCCUGAUGAUCCAGAAUUAUUAAGAGCGCUGGUUGAUACAACAUUUAAAGUGGAAAUUCUCCCAGGCAAUACCGGUUAUCUCCGCUUUGACAAGUUUGUUGAGUCACCUGCACUGACGAAACUAGAAGAGGUCAUGGCCAAAACAGUGUGGGAGCCCCUAAAAGACACCAAGAACCUCAUUAUUGAUCUACGCUAUAACACCGGUGGAUGCUCUACCUUUCUAGCCCUUAUACUGUCUUAUCUGCAGGACACUUCCCAGAAGCAUCACUUUUUCACAAUAUAUGACCGAAUUCAGAACACAACAACAGAAUAUUACUCUCGUACCCAAAUUACAGGCCCAACCUAUGGCUCCAAACGUGGGGUUUAUGUGUUGACCAGCUACUACACAGCAAGUGUUGGUGAAGAGUUUGCUUACCUGAUACAGUCUCUACAUCUUGGCACAGUCAUUGGGGAAAUUACAUCUGGUACCCUAAUGCAUUCAAAGAUGUUUCAAGUAGAGGGGACAGACCUUGCCAUCACUGUCCCUUUCAUAAACUUCAUAGACAACAAUGGGGAAUGCUGGCUGGGGGGUGGUGUUGUCCCUGAUGCCAUUGUGCUAGCCGAGGAAGCUGUGGACCACGUUCAUGAUAUUUCAGACUUUCAUCAAGGGCUCAGGUCCCUCAUGGAGGGAACUGGAGAACUGUUAGAAAAACACUACGCAAUCCAUGAAGUCGCCCUAAAGGUCAGUAAGGUGCUGCUGAGCAAAUGGGUCGAGGGAAUGUACUGGUCAGUAGUUGACUUUGAAUCUUUGGCAUCUCAGUUGACAACAGACCUUCAAGAGGCUUCAGGCGAUCACCGCCUCCAUGUCUUCCAUUGCGACGUCGAGCCUGAGUUGCUUCAUGACGUUGCAAAGAUCCCUACAGCAGAAGAAGUUGGAUAUAUAAUUGAUGCUUUGUUUAAAAUUGAGCUUCUGCCAGGUAAUGUUGGCUAUCUAAGAUUUGACAUGAUGGCAGAUAUAGAGGUGUUAAGAGCCAUUGGUCCACAGCUAAUAAAAUUAGUCUGGAGCAAGAUCACAAACACAGAUGCCCUUAUAAUUGACAUGAGGUACAACACUGGUGGUUAUUCAACAGCAAUUCCUCUACUGUGCACAUAUUUCUUUGAUGCUGAACCUUUGCUGCAUCUUUACACUAUCUUCGACCGCACCACAACCACCAUGACAGAGAUCAUGACAUUACCUCAAGUCAGGGGUCAAAGGUAUGGGUCCUCCAGGGACGUUUACAUCCUCACCAGUCACAUGACUGGGUCAGCAGCUGAAGUGUUCACCCGCACUAUGAAGGACCUAAAUAGAGCCACAAUCGUUGGAGAGCCAACAAUUGGAGGGUCUCUGUCAAGUGGAACCUAUCAGAUCAGGGACAGUGUUCUGUACGCUUCCAUCCCUAACCAGGUUGUUUUGAGUGCCAUCACUGGGAAAGUGUGGAGUGUUGUCGGGGUGACCCCUGAUGUGGAGGUUAACGCUGAGGACGCCCUUGCUACCGCCAUCAAGAUCGUCAGCCUCCGUACCCAAGUUCCAGCCAUCAUCGAGGGAUCAGCGACCCUGAUUGCUGAAAACUAUGCCUUUGAGGAUAUUGGGGCUGAUGUAGCAGAAAAGCUGAAAGGGCUCCUGGCAGAUGGCAAGUACAGCAUGGUUGUCUCCAAGGACAACCUGGAGGUGAAGCUGUCUGCUGACCUGAAGACCCUUUCUGGGGACAAGAGCCUGAAGACCACCAGCAAUACCCCAGCCUUGCCCCCCAUGAAUUACUCUCCAGAGAUGUAUAUUGAGCUGAUCAAAGUCUCAUUCCACACCGACAUUUUCGAGAACAACAUCGGCUACCUGCGUUUUGACAUGUUCGGAGACUUUGAGGAGGUCAAGGCCAUCGCCCAGAUUAUUGUUGAGCACGUCUGGAACAAAGUUGUCAACAGUGAUGCCAUGAUCAUCGACCUCAGGAAUAACCUUGGUGGACCAACAACAGCCAUCGCAGGCUUCUGCUCUUACUUCUUUGAUGCCGACAAGCAGAUUGUGCUGGACAAGUUAUACGACAGACCAUCCGGUACCAUCACAGAGCUCCGAACCUUACCCGAUCUCACUGGCACAAGGUACGGCUCCAAGAAGAGCCUGAUCAUCUUGACCAGUGGAGCAACUGCCGGUGCCGCUGAGGAGUUCGUUUACAUCAUGAAGAAGCUUGGCCGUGCAAUGAUUGUUGGAGAGACAACUGCCGGGACCUCCCACCCAGCCAAGACCUUCCGUGUUGGUGAGACUGACAUCUUCCUCAGCAUUCCCACUGUCCACUCUGACACUGCCGCCGGGCCAGCAUGGGAGGGAGCUGGCAUCGCUCCUCACAUACCUGUUUCAGCUGAUGCCGCCCUUGAGACUGCGAAGGGCAUCUUCAACAAGCACUUUGCAGGCCAAAAGUAAACCAUGUCCUGAACUGGAGUUUCAACAGUCACUUUUGCUCUGGCAGCCAAAUUGUUUCAAGAUUUAGAAUCUAGACUUGUGAAGAAGUGAUGAAUGUAGGUUGAGUACAAAGUGUAAUCUGCUAUUUCUCAAUACCUAAGCCAUUUUAGCCUGUUUAUAAUGUAGAGCAAAGGUUGAACAGGAUUUACUUAGUUUUUAUUUCUGUCAAAUGCUACUCUGGGCUGUUGAAGGUUUUCAGAAUGAAUUUCUGGUUGAAAAGCUGGUGCGGUUGUUUUGUGAAGAGAGUAUGUCUAAAUCUGUGUCAAAGAUAAGUUGCAACAGUAAAAUAACUUUCAAAAAUUAAUUUUUUGAGAAGUCAUGCGCAAAGGAAAUUAAACAAAGUGAAGUAAACACAUUUGUUAUGUUGGAUAUUUGAAAUACGGACCUCUGUAAAGUAGUCCGCUUGUCAUUCUGGUAAGAAAAUCAUCAUGUGAUGUCCUCAUUGCGUAUGGGAAAUAUGCUGUAUGUCCAUUUUCCAGUGAAUGUCAUGUGGACCUACUUGGGUUGUAUCAAUUCCAGUGGUGAGACACAAUAAAAAAAAAGAGAACUGAUACAAAACAAGUGUGUGUUUGUCAUGUUUCACAGA
Seriola dumerili (greater amberjack) is the source of this 4271-nucleotide messenger RNA. It is a transcript of the gene rbp3, whose product is annotated as retinol binding protein 3. The transcript has 5 exons. Lineage: Eukaryota; Metazoa; Chordata; Actinopteri; Carangiformes; Carangidae. The record is from RefSeq and is a predicted model, not a curated record. The coding region runs from base 11 to 3646 and encodes 1211 amino acids. Gene Ontology annotation, biological process: proteolysis. Gene Ontology annotation, molecular function: retinol binding; serine-type peptidase activity.